Polistes canadensis is the source of this 631-nucleotide messenger RNA. RefSeq lists its product as uncharacterized. NCBI's taxonomy places the organism in Eukaryota, Metazoa, Arthropoda, Insecta, Hymenoptera, Vespidae. The record is from RefSeq and is a predicted model, not a curated record. The transcript is spliced from 2 exons. The annotation marks the transcript as partial.
GAAAUAAGAAAACUUUUGAGAAUCAGUUUUCCAAAUCAAAUUUAUAUUACUCGUCGUAUAAUUUCGAUCAAAUCGGUAACAAAACAAAUAAACAAUACCUAGAAUAAAAUAAAAAAAAAAUAAAAAAAAACUAUUCGUAGGAACAAUUAUAAUAAUAAAAAUCGAAAUUUUGUUUUGAUAAAUGUGCGAGUGAAUUAAACGAAUGACGAGUUGCGCUAUGGAGUAUCAACAAUUGGCACCUCCACCGGUACCAACAGGGGUGUUACAUCAAGCUCAUCAUCCACAAACACAACAUCAACCACCACCACCCCAUCAACCUCAUCCACAUAUCGUUGUUGCUCCAGCUCAUCAACAACAACAACAACAACAAUCUCAACCACAAUCUCAAUCGCAAUCUCAAUCACAAUCACAAUCACAAUCUCAACAACAACAACAACAACAGAGUCAAGUUCAACAACAACAACAACAGCAACAAUCUUUACCACCAACUUCACAUGGUCAUCAGGUUCAUGCACCUUUACCACCAAUUCAUGAUGACAGUACUAGCUCACGAUGGACACAGUAUCAACAUCUUUGGCGACAGCAUCAUGUUUAUAUGAACGGUAGGAACUUUGGGAUUAGAGGAGGAGGA